Molecule: messenger RNA, 849 nt
Organism: Scutellospora calospora
Lineage: Eukaryota; Fungi; Glomeromycota; Glomeromycetes; Diversisporales; Gigasporaceae
Source: the annotation of a GenBank genome assembly
AUGAAUAACCUGCCUCGUCAUAAUUUAUCUCAACCAACUAAUGACAAAGAUAACACUUCAGUUUCUGUUCCAGUAGUUAAAAGUGAAGAAAAUCCAUUGCAACUCAGAUUUGUAUGUGUUAGUAAUAAUGAAAUUAGUAAAGUUUGUUCAACACCUUCUCAGGCUAUUAACACUAUAUAUCACGUAAUUUUUGGAAAGAAAACUGCAUAUUCUGGGCCUGCAAUUCUUGGGUUUAAUAACGAACAAAUAGUAGAAAAAUUACUAAAUGGAAUAAGAUUUAGACCUCUUUUUUUAAAUAUUGAAAGUUUUAUUGUAGUGGGAUCAAAUGUUGUGUUCAAAUUUUAUAGUUUUAAUUACUCCUUGGUUCAAUGUGCGCAACAUGCAAUUCAAGAAAAUUUGACUAAUGUUAAUCUAACUUGUACUUCACAAGAAUGGGAUGAGUCUCAUAUAAUAAAAAUAAUAUUUGAUCAACAAAUAAAAAAAAGAAAAAUUGCAACUAGCUUCUUAGAUAAUUGGCAAAACUUGUUUAUUACCUGGAUGCGUCAAGUUAAUUCGAUAAUUGAAUUUCAUAACGCACUUAGUAUAAUAUAUCCACCUACCUAUAAAUUAAGUGAUACGGAACUUCGUGCUUGGAGAGUGAUGUUACAAGCCUGUGGUUGCACUGAUAUAACGCCUUAUCCUAAAACUAAUAACAGAAAAGAAUUUUGGAGUCGAUCAAGUGAUCCAACAAUUGACAAAGCUAAUUUGAAACUACUAUAUAAACUUGGGUGUUUACAAACUAAUUUAGAAGAUUCAGAGUGUUUAGAAGAAAGUUACAUAAUUACUAACGAAAAUGAAAAUACUUUCUAG